AUGCCCCCAGAGCAUGAGGUGGCAGGGAGGGCCACCAGGGAGGAGAGGGUUAAGGCCUGGGAGCUGCGGCGGUGGCCGCGGGGGCCUAAGUUAGACGUGGCGGCAGGGGCGCGUCAAGCUGUGCUGGCGGCAGUUCAGCAGCGGAGGGAAAGGGUGGGGGCACCACGCCGGGUGUACUUGCCGCAAUUGGAGGGCUGUGAAAAGUUAGACUGGACAGUGGUGGCACCACUGCCUACGGAUAGGCCGUUGAGAGUGGUGGAGCUAUUCGCUGGGGUGGGGGCUGCAACACAGGCGGUUGCGCGGCUGGGUUACUCAAUCGGAGAGGUGAUAGCGUGUGAGCGAAGGGGGGCGGCGCGGCAGGUGCACAAGCACGCAGCGGCGCAGCUGUGCAGGGAGUUUCCAGCGCGGGUGGCACCCAAAUCUUCAGCCCAACUUCACCACCGCCUCCCGCAGGACAUCCAGCUGGUCACCGAGGCCCAUCUGCACGACUUGGGGCCUGUCGACCUGGUGGUGGCGGGGUGGCCAUGUCAGGGGAGCAGUGCUGCAGGCACGGGGCAGGGGUUGGACGACGGGCGGUCGGGGCUGUUCACGGAGCUGAUGCGGGUGCUGAAGUGCAUGCAACGGCUGCAUAAGGGCUGGGGGCGCUCUUUUGGAUACGUGGUGGAGCACUUGGCGGCAGGGUUUGACAAGCGCCCCAAGGUACGCGAGCAUUACGACGCGGCGCGUGGGUUGCUAGGGCCGGAGCUGGUGGUGGACGCUGCGCAGCUGGGGUCGAGGGCCCACAGGCUGCGAGCGUGGUGGACAAACCUGGAGGGGCCCGCGCUCUUGCGCACGACGCUGGCCCAACAAGCUCGUCCCCCCGGCCUCUUUGUGCACCAGGUGCUGGGGCGCGGGCGUCAGGCUAGGGCGCCCCAGACCUCAGGAGUGGCCCCUUGGGCCAAGGUGGAAAAACCAGGGGAUCCCAGGCGCGCGCUCAACACCUUUGUGAGUUACCCGGGGUCCUAUGCGUUCUCCAGGGGUGGUGGGGGCGUCCUCAGGUGUACGGAUGCAGCGGGAGAUGUCACCUUUGGGGAGCCAACGGCCGAAGAACGGGAGUUGGCAAUGGGUUUUCCGCGCGGCUUCAAAGCCGCUCCAGGAAUCUCAGAGCACACACGCCGCGAGUUGCUGGGACAAGCGAUGGAUCUCAACACCUUGAUGUGGCUGUUAGCUGCUUGUCGAGAGGGAGGGGCCCUCCGUUUGCAAACCUCGCGCAGCAGACUGGGAGGGGAAGUGGGUGCAAGGCAGUCUGUGCGAGUGGGAGGCGCAAGUGUAACGGCGCUAGCUUUCCGAGCCCCUCGCGGGGAU
This is a messenger RNA of Klebsormidium nitens, 1344 nucleotides long. NCBI's taxonomy places the organism in Eukaryota, Viridiplantae, Streptophyta, Klebsormidiophyceae, Klebsormidiales, Klebsormidiaceae. The record is from the annotation of a GenBank genome assembly.